Molecule: messenger RNA, 1774 nt
Organism: Oryza sativa Japonica Group (Japanese rice)
Lineage: Eukaryota; Viridiplantae; Streptophyta; Magnoliopsida; Poales; Poaceae
Biological process (GO): regulation of DNA-templated transcription; proteolysis; protein deneddylation
Molecular function (GO): sequence-specific DNA binding; deNEDDylase activity; cysteine-type peptidase activity
Source: RefSeq, a predicted model, not a curated record
AUACUAUUCCGAAGAGGGUUAAGGGAUAUCCCCUGGCCUGAACGCGCAAAUUAAACCGGAGGGCGAGCCCCUUGUCUCCCUCUCCUCCGCCCACCCCACCGGCGAUGGCACACGGCGGCGGCGAGGAAGAGGAGGAGCGGGUGCUGAGCCACGGCGACGUGGUGCUGCUCCGCUGCGACCUCACCAUCCUCCGUGGCCCCCACUUCCUCAACGACCGCAUCAUCGCCUUCUACCUCGCCCACCUCGCCGCCGACCACCACGACGACGACCUACUCCUGCUUCCCCCCUCCGUCCCCUACCUCCUCUCCAACCUCCCCGACCCCGCCUCCGUCGCCGCCGUCGCCGACCCCCUCCGCCUCGCCUCCCGCCGCCUCGUCCUCCUCCCCGUCAACGACAACCCCGACGUCUCCCACGCCGAGGGCGGCUCCCACUGGACCCUCCUCGUCCUCGACAACUCCAACGCCGUCUCCGGCCCCCGCUUCGUCCACCACGACAGCCUCCCACCCACCAACCUGCCCUCCGCGCGCCGCCUCGCCGCCGUGCUCCGCCCGCUGCUCCCCGCCUCCGCGAUCCCGCUCAUCGAGGGCCCCACGCCCAGGCAGACAAACGGCUACGACUGCGGCGUCUUCGUGCUAGCGGUGGCCAGGGCCAUCUGCAACUGGUGGCCCACCCGCGCCCGCCAUUCCAAUUCCGAUUCCGAUUGGUUGGAGGCCGUGAAGAGGGAGGUGAACGCCGACAGCGUCAAGGCCAUGAGGACCCAGCUGCUGCAGCUCAUCCAUACCCUCAUCCAAAACAACACCACCACCAACCAACAUUCCCCUUCAACUCAACUUCCUUCUCACCCUUCGAUUGCAUCUACCAGUCUGCCUGUCACAGCACAAGACUUUGGGACUUGGCUAGAAGACAGUGGAACACAUACAGCAUACGAUCAAAAGAAAGCAGAUACAGGAAAGGGGGCCUGUUGGGACAAUUUGACAGUGUCCCAGAGUGUCAGGAAGCCAAAUGUCAGUGCGAAGAACAGUUUGUCCUACGAUGGCUACAGCUGGAGGAAGUAUGGGCAGAAGCAAGUGAAAGGGAGCGAGUUCCCACGGAGCUACUACAAGUGCACUCACCCAACAUGCCCUGUCAAGAGAAAGGUGGAGAUGACACCAGAUGGCCGGAUUGCUGAAAUUGUAUACAACGGUGAGCACAACCACCCCAAACCUCAUCCUCCAAGAAAGCCAACAUUAUCAACAAGUGUGGAGACUCUGGUUGCCACUAAUGAUGCUGGAUUAGAAAACAAGUUAGAAGGAUGUGACCAAGCUAUUGGUUCUGAUGCUGUUGUUGAAGCAUUAAGAGGUGGCUGUCACUGCUUGGAUGGAUUUAGAAAUGGUAAUGAGAUCAGUGACUGCAAGAAAAGGUAUGCUUAUGCUGUAAUUUUCAUUCAGAACUUACUAAUGUUUUUUUGUGCCAAAAAUGUGCAAGUGGUUGCUUAAAAUAUCAAGUAGCAUAUUAUGAUAUUUACGUUACAGACCCACAGCCUCCUUGGAGGACACUCUUAGAUGAUUGCUGUGAAAUUGUCGUGUGCCUAGGCUUUUCCGUUUUGGAGUGAGAUUUCAUGAUGGUUCAUGUAAGAGAAUUCUGGCACAACCGCAUAAUAUAAUUAAUUUAGGGUCACAUUUGGUAGCUGAAUAUGUUCAGGAAAAGCAGUAAUGUUGAUAGCUGAAUAGGUAUUGAUUGGCAAUGAAUUCAUUCACUGUAAAGUUGACAAUCUAUGUCGUGAAAUUCAUGCACU